ACAGUCAGGUUGGUAGUGUUCGGCGUUAGGGGCUGUACUCUUUGCUUUCAGGAUGUUUUCCCAGGAUUCGUGUUCAAUAUGUGGAUAUCGACUGGUUGAACUUAACAACUGACCUUGGAAAUAAUUCUUUUUGUGGGAAACGUUGUCGGUUUCGUAGCUAAUCAAUAGCCAGAUAAGCGAACUGUUGCGAAGAUCAAGUGUUAGCUGUAUAAGCUAACAACCCUGUUCAAUGGGAGGAGAGGAGUGUGCUGUUCUUUAAGUUUAUAUGAACACGUAUAUUACAAACAUUUAGCUCUUUGUUAGUGGUCUAGGUCUUUCCAGCCAGCUUGCAUUGUUUGUAUUGUGUUUAAAAGCUGCUGUAGAGUAGCGUUACUGCACCAUGCAUAACAAUAAGCACCGUUUACUUUGGGGGUUGACAUCUGUGCCCUUAUCAGUUAUGGGAGAUUGCUUCCAUUGAUGUCGCCGUUCCCUGACCAAAUAAAUGCUAUGAGGUUUCCUAGAAAUAUCUCAGAGGAGGUGUGUUAGGCUAUGAUCGUCGCUUUCAUUUGCAAAGAAUGUCCGACUUGGAAAAAUCCAGUUCAUAUUUUGUUUUGGAGGAUCCACAGUGGCUAUGCAUGGUCACACUUUUUAUCGCAUCCCUGGUUACUCUAACGCUGUACUUGAUACAGUAUUUCCAACAAGGGGGUGUAGGAAGUAAGCAGAUAGCAGGAGCUGACAAUGCGGCGCAGGAGGAAGCCGCUGCUCUGUUGGCAUGGGCGCUGUCACUGAAAAGCUGGAGAAGUCAGUGGAGAGGAGCUUGGUGCAAAGCUUUGACUGACGAAUCAAGGAAGCGUGGGGGUGCAGUUGUACUGACAUUUGAAGAGGGUGAUUUUGAGGCAUCAGAGCUCACAGUCAGCCAUGUGUCUAGCUUCCAGAAGUCUGCCAGGAACAAGGCCGUUUGCUGCAGAGUGGUUGGGGAGAAGCUCCAGUUCUCUGUCUGUGCAGUAUCAGCAGCUACAACAGAUUCUUGUACAUACACAGUUUGCAUAGCUCCACUGGAGGUGCAGCUUGAUCUACAUAUGCAAGAAGCUAACGAUGAAGUCGAGGUGAGCUGGGCCCUGUCUGACCUGAAGACACUGGAGCUGCAGGUGACACCCACUUUGAUCCAGAACAAUGCUUCCAGCGUAGCAGCCAUAAAGGAGCAGCUGAGGCAGCUGUUAUGUGAAACAUGUCCCUCUGUGCUGCUGAGCUGCAGGUCUGCUCAGGCCUCAGAGGUCCAGGAGACCCAAAACAAAGUGGCUUCACCCCCAAAGCCCCCCCGUGCCCACGACUGGAAGCUGCUAGUGAAAAACAUCCGUGUGACACUCAGUCAGGAGGAAGAUGCUGCAGGUAGUGUGAAUCCUCUGUGUGUACUGCAGUUAGAUGAUCCUCCACAGAAGUUUAACACCUCUGUCUUGAAGAGCACAACCAGUCCUGCAUGGGACCAACCAUUUAUCUUUGAAUUGAAUGGGCAAUCAAAAGAACUCAGUAUUCAGUUGAGGAAUGAUGGACAGACUCAAGAGAAUUCCUUACUAGGAGAAGUGACGGUGCCUUUUGAUCUUGUAAAGAAGCAGCCCGAAGGACAGCAAACAUAUGCACUCCUGACCAAAGACAUUGUGACUGGAUCACUUACUACUGACUUCACCUAUCUGGAGCCCAGUGAAGUGAGGUCCUGGCACCCUCCCACCCCAGCCUUCAGUAAGAAGGUGGAGAUGGACCGUACAGUCAUGCCCUGUGGCACGGUGGUCACCACCGUCACCGCAGUGAAGAGCAAGCCAGGCCGACCUCUCCCACUUGGACUUAACACAGAUCCUGUCCAGAAAGCUGUGGCCAACAAGCCGAAGGUGUCUGAACAUCAUGUUGCAGAGCAGACAUCUAUGCUGGGGGCCACAGUCAGCAAAGCCUUGUCCUCUUCUGAUACUGAGCUGCUGAUGCUCAAUGGCACAGACCCGGUGGCUGAGGCCGCCAUCAGGCAACUCCACCAGUCUGCCAAGCAGAAGCUCAAGUCCCCAGUGAAGAAGAGUACCAUCAUCAUCUCUGGCAUCACCAAAACGCCCUUGUCUCAGGAUGAUGAGCUAGCUUUGAUGGCAGGCUAUGCUGCAGCAAUGGAUGCCUCGAUGUCAGAGGGCAGCUCCACUCAGGAUGUGACCACAGCAAUUGUGUCAGGGACCAGUAGUCCUCCAGAGGUGUCAGAGCUCCAGGUAGGACCCAGUGGAAUAGGCCGGCCUCCAGAGGACUGGGAGAGCCAGACAGGAGAAGAACUAGACCAUACCUCUCUAUCCAUGUGUGUGUCUGAGGCAAGCUGCAAGAAGAGUAGAGGCAGCUUCCUACAGAAGAGUGCCAAGCUCUUCUUCCGGCGGCAUCACCAUCGCAAGGAGCCAGGGAUGAGCCAGUCACACAAUGACCUGGUUUACCUGGAGUCUCAGGCCACAGUGGAGCGGGCCAGCCGAACAGCCACACUCAGCCGUAUGCUCCACCGCAAGAGUAAGAAUAAGAGCAAAGCCAAUGGCUCUACCUCCAUGGGGGAGCCACAUGUGUGACACCCCCUGCCCACUUUUUGUUCCACCUCAGUCCAUCUCAUAACAACUGCCAUCACCACUCCCCCUGAAACCUGCACUAGCAAGCUUCCUGACUAAUCUGCUCCGCCUGAUGCCUGAUCUGCAUAUUGUAUAUGGCAGAG
Monopterus albus (swamp eel) is the source of this 2698-nucleotide messenger RNA. It is a transcript of the gene c2cd2, whose product is annotated as C2 calcium dependent domain containing 2. The record is from RefSeq and is a predicted model, not a curated record. Lineage: Eukaryota; Metazoa; Chordata; Actinopteri; Synbranchiformes; Synbranchidae. The transcript has 13 exons. Bases 555 to 2558 code for a protein of 667 amino acids.